Molecule: messenger RNA, 1443 nt
Organism: Theobroma umbraticum
Lineage: Eukaryota; Viridiplantae; Streptophyta; Magnoliopsida; Malvales; Malvaceae
Gene: TIM
Product: triosephosphate isomerase
Biological process (GO): glyceraldehyde-3-phosphate biosynthetic process; gluconeogenesis; glycerol catabolic process
Cellular component (GO): cytosol
Molecular function (GO): triose-phosphate isomerase activity
Source: RefSeq, a predicted model, not a curated record
AGAUCCGAAGCGAACACCACAACUUUAAAACCUCCUCACCUCACUUAACCCGGCAGCAGCCACAUAGCCCCAAACUCAGCCGACCAAACUCAAGAAAAAGGAAAAGAGCCUCAGUUGGAAAUGGCGAUGGUAUCUACGUAUUGCCCACAGUUCAGUGGACUUCGCCGAUCAUGUCUGAAACUCGACAUCUCACAAUCUCAAUCUUUUGUUCAACACAUCAACUCUCAACUCCGUCUCUCCUCUUCUCGCAAGCCUUGCAGAGCUGUUGUUGCCAUGGCCGGCUCGGGAAAGUUCUUUGUUGGGGGUAACUGGAAAUGUAAUGGAACAAAAGACUCCAUCACAAAGCUUGUUUCUGACUUGAACAGCACAACAUUGGAGUCUGAUGUUGAUGUUGUUGUGGCACCUCCUUUUGUCUAUCUAGAUCAGGUGAAAGCUUCAUUAACUGAUCGAAUUGAGGUAUCUGCUCAAAAUUCUUGGAUUGGAAAAGGUGGGGCUUUCACAGGUGAAAUCAGUGUGGAACAAUUGAAAGAUAUUGGCUGCAAGUGGGUCAUUCUUGGGCAUUCUGAACGCAGACAUAUUAUUGGUGAAGAUGAUCAGUUUAUAGGAAAGAAGGCUGCUCAUGCUUUGAAAGAGGGUCUUGGAGUAAUAGCUUGUAUUGGUGAAUUAUUAGAAGAAAGAGAAGCAGGCAAGACUUUUGAUGUAUGUUUCCAGCAACUGAAGGCUUUUUCUGAUGUUGUACCCAGUUGGGACAAUAUAGUUAUCGCUUAUGAGCCUGUAUGGGCCAUUGGGACUGGUAAGGUGGCUACACCCCAGCAAGCUCAGGAAGUACAUGAAGCUGUCCGUGAUUGGCUUAAAAAGAAUGUUUCUGAGGAGGUUGCAUCUAAAACGCGCAUUAUAUAUGGAGGGUCUGUGAAUGGAGGCAACUGUGCUGAUCUUGCAAAAGAAGAAGAUAUUGAUGGGUUUCUUGUUGGUGGUGCUUCCUUGAAGGGCCCUGAGUUUGCUACAAUUAUCAACUCUGUAACAUUCAAAAAGGUUGCCGCUUAAAUAUAAAAGGAGGGUUAUAGUAACAAAUAAAGGACAGAGAGAAGCUAUUGCAGGUUGAAGCUUCAUGCGACCUAUGAGUUAGUGUUGUCCAAUGGAGUUUUGAUUACUUAUUGAGUUCUUUUUUUCCCCCUAAUGAUAGGGAAAAUCUGUUGUGUCUUCUAGUGUACCAUAAUAAGUUCAUUUCUUUAAUAUGCUAUGGGCACUAUACAUAAUUCACUGACAUUGAAAGAGUGCAUAGGAUUUGACCGUUUGGCACUCCAAAUGCUAACUGCUUAAUUCUCAUUUGCUAAUUUAAACUUCAUUUUCUCGUGUGGUUCUUGGAAAUUCUGGAUGGAAUCAAGGAAGACACUUGUUUUCUGUAGUACCUGGAACAUGUGAUAGUUUUCAUCAUUCAGAUUU